UCUUUAUCAGUGAGUCCCAGCUGGCGGUAACACACGCACUCUGAAUUUCAGAGCAACUGUAAGAAACACAGUCCUCUCCCGAAGACAGGCAGCCCUGAAGUGUUUGUUUGCCAUGAAGGGGCUCCUGCUCCUGGGUCUCCUCCUCUUGUUUGGAGGUCAGAGGUCAUCAGCUUGUCCCCACCUUUGCCUCUGUCGCGGCACUCGGGUGGAUUGCAGCGGCAGGUCUCUCACCUCCUCCUCGCUGCCGUCCAGCUUCCCCUCCGGGACCACCGAGCUCCAUCUCCACAAUAACCAGCUCGCCAGCCUGCCUAAUGGUCUCCUGGAAGAUCUGACCUCCCUCCGCUCUGUCUCCCUUCAUGGUAACCCCUGGUUGUGUGACUGUGGCAUCCUCUACCUGCGCGCCUGGCUGCUGCGUCAGCCCGCCUCUCUCAGCUCACACCUUGGUGUCAACUGCAGCUCCCCUCCCAGCCUGAGAGGGAGGCUGGUGGUGUAUUUAACGGAGCAGGAGGUGCUGGACUCCUGCCACUACUGGUACUGUGACCUGGCUCUGGCCUCGCAGGUGUGUCUGUUUGUGUUUGUGGUGGUGCAGGCGUCGCUUCUGGUGGUUCUACUCAUAUUCCUGAAGAAGUUCCAGAGGCUGUCCAAAGAGGCGAGGAGAACCACAGAGGAGAGCUACACAGACGGCGAGGGUUUGAGGGAGAACGAGUACUCGCAUUUAAAGUGAUCGUUUAAGACAAGGGGGGAAAAGAGAUCAUAAUCCUUUGCACACUGGAUAGAAAAUGUCUCUGACAGGCUUUUGUGAUUCAAACUAUAAUUAUAAAGAUUUUUAUGCACAAGAAAAACACGAAUAGAUUAGUAGAGGAACCCUUUUUUAAGAUACAGGUGCUUCAAUGGGCAUGAGUGGAAGAGUUUGAAGUAUGAAAAUAAUUUGAAUCAUGUGUGUCCUGAUUCCAACUAAACACCAAGUUGUUCUGCCAGCUUAUGAUGGCCCAACAACUCACUAAUGUUGUUCAAGUACAUACCACCAUAUACCAUGGUUACAAUACAAUAUUGUCAAUAUUUGAACAGGAUCCCUAAAUUAUGUUAUUUAACAAUUGUUCAGAUGUUUUGGUUGAAAAGUAGCCUUGCCAGAACUAUGUUAAUAUCUACAAACACAUCACUUGUAUCUCUGUUCUGUAGUUUCUCAUCAGUCAAAUGUUGAGAGUCAUCACACUUGCGAUAAACUCUUUUAUUGACCCUUUCUGAUCCAAAACAAAUGCGGUUAAAAUACCACAUUUUAAUUGAUUUUUUUUAAAGGAUUCAUGUGGAGGAAAAACUGGUAUAUAAAAAAGAAUGUGUGUUUGUAAAAGCAUGUAUAGCACGUUGAGAUUUGUUAUUUGAGGUCUUAAGCAAUUAGAAUAUUCUGAAGAUUGAAUGGUUAUGUCUGAAGUACCUCAUGAAUUGCUGAUGAGGUGUUUGUGUGUGCUGAUAUCUGGCAAUUGCAUAUGUUUAUCAGAUCGCAUUGUACUUAUUUGCCAUUUUCUAUUAUGAUAUUGUGCAGUUUGCUGAUUGUGCCAUGUUUAUUGUGUGGUUGUUUUUCUUGAUUUUGUCCAAUAAACUCAACAAAAAAAAACAAACAAAAAAAAAGGUCUAAAUUGAAUGUUCCCACAUGGUAUGGCAAUGUUGUAUAUUUUUUCCCCUAUAUUUUUAAAAAGGAAAUUCAUGCAUUUUAGAUGAAACUGAAAAAUAAACGUAAUGGAAAAUACA
Molecule: messenger RNA, 1746 nt
Organism: Acanthopagrus latus (yellowfin seabream)
Lineage: Eukaryota; Metazoa; Chordata; Actinopteri; Spariformes; Sparidae
Gene: gp1bb
Product: glycoprotein Ib platelet subunit beta
Exons: 2
Coding region: 113-724 (203 amino acids)
Source: RefSeq, a predicted model, not a curated record